UGCUCUGAAAGUCUUUCUCAAGCUUCAGAGAUCCAAUUUUAGCACAUUUUCGCGGCACCCACCUGCAAACACUUGUUACAGAUUGUCGGCGAACUUAGGCCUGCUUCCGCGACGCGGCGCCACGGUCCUGUGUCGUGUACAAUUGCUAUGGGACCGGCACCACGAAAACGCUUCCCAGGGUUCUCGCGUAACGCCGAGAUAUGCGCGCAUGGCGAACGGGUGGCGACACGGGAGGAGUAGAGAAGGCCCUUCCUUCUUGCGUCGUGUAGGGCUUUUGUUUUUGCGCCCUGCUUGCGAUGCCGCUACUCGCGCAAGCAUGGAAACCGGGUCUGCCCGUGACGGACUGCACGGUUUCGCGAUGAUCCCGGUUACACAGAACGCGUGAGCACGUCCCGUUGACCGCAAGGAUGUUCCUGCAACUGCGCCUGCUAGGCCUCUGGACCAUUCUGGCGUGGACGACCGCCGCCAGAAGGCAAGACGCGCCCAAGAUCCAGCCAUUCCAGUUGCCCGCCCGCGUGAAAGCUGGCGACAAAGUGAUCGCAACGUGCAAUCUUGCGUCGGGAACACCGCCUGUCACGUUUUCGUGGCACAAGGACGGCAGUGACGUCACAAGCUUUUCUAAGGACAUCAGCUACGGCAGCAACAUUGUGUCCGUCCUGGCUAUUUCGUCGGUGUCGCUGGACUCGCAGGGUAACUACACUUGCACGGCAUCGAACACCUAUGGCAGCGACUCGCACACAGUCCAGCUCAAGGUCGACAUGCCACCAGUCUGGAUUGUCGAACCCACUGAUGCGUUCGGAACGGUCGGGGGCAUGUUGAACCUAACAUGCGCGGCAUCUGGAUCGCCGGAGCCGACAAUCACAUGGAAGAAAUUGUCCGGUGAGUAA
Rhipicephalus sanguineus (brown dog tick) is the source of this 887-nucleotide messenger RNA. Its product is annotated as Down syndrome cell adhesion molecule homolog. NCBI's taxonomy places the organism in Eukaryota, Metazoa, Arthropoda, Arachnida, Ixodida, Ixodidae. The transcript has 3 exons. Bases 408 to 887 code for a protein of 159 amino acids. The record is from RefSeq and is a predicted model, not a curated record.